GGGAAGCCAGAGACUGAAAAGGAGGAGAUAAAGGAAGUGUAGAAAACAAAGUGAAAAUAAGAGAGCAAGAAAAGGGAGUGGCACAGCAGAAAUCAUCUCUUUCAGUUCAGCAGCUUAUUUGGAGUGUUGCAGCCAUGUCUGUACCAGCUAUGGAUUCAUUUAAGACUAUCCUAAAAUUCUUCACCAAUCAGAAGACCACUAUUGGCUACAGCUUCAUGGCUAUUUUGACUAUAGGUAGUGAACGAAUUUUCUCCAUGGUGUCUUUCCAGUGUCCGUGCAACCGUAAACAGAAUUUUGCGUAUGGAUUAACUUUUCUGAUCAGCCCUGCUGUUGUCUUGCUGGCGAUUGGACUCUUUGUUAGUACUCGUCUUUGGCGGUUAUAUACUGGGUGUUGUCUCAACCCUCUUAAACUUUGCCCCCGGGGUAACUUUAUGGGAUGCUUGCAGGUGUUUGUAAAAGUGCUAUCUGGAGCCUGUAUUGCCCCUGUCAUGUGGCUUAGUGUAGCACUGUUAAAUGGAACUUUUUAUGAGUGUGCUGUUAGUGGCCUGGAAGAAAAUAUGGUGGUGCAAAUUUUCUGCAAAAACAAGACAAGCUCAUGCCAGGACGAGCUCCCCAGAGUGCCCUGCAGCAAGUCCCAGCUGUCUCCGAAAGAAAAUAUGGAUCUGCUGUUGAUGUUACGAGCCCAGUCACAGAUCCUCGGCUGGUCCAUCAUUAUCAUAGCGGCAACAGUAGCCCUAAUUGGAACUUGCUUUAAGAACUGUCGCUCUCAAGUAAGCUACCUUCAGUUAACUUUCCAGAAGAUCUACAUGGAGAAGGAACAAGAAAGGUUUGAGGUUUUUGCAGAAGAUUAUGCCACCAAACUGGCAGAGAGAAACCUCAAGAGUUUCUUUGACAACAAAAUUCCCGAACCAUUUCCCUUUCCAAAUCACAAGGCCUGGGAGGAGAUCUCUGCUGUAUACACUUUUAAACAAAGCGAACAGUACUACAGCACACUGCAGAGAUAUGUGGAGCGUGCAGAUCGGGACUACAGCCCUGAGAAGCGUCCUGUUCUAGAAGGGCAAGAUGGCAUAGAGAUGAUAUAGAACACUGCAUGGACUGAUAAUUAGAAAAAUUAGAGUCCAGAAUAUGACCUUGAAGACAAAAAGCCAAUGAAUCAAGACAAAAUUAUUAUUAUUAUUUUAUUUUUAUUUUUAUUUUGUGGUAGCUACAACCUGUACUGAAAGCGUUGUAAUGAAAGUUUUUGGAAAUUUUGUUUUGUCUAUCGAGGAAGUGGUUGUGGCACUACUGAACCUGCAAAUACUUUGUACAGUUUUAUACUUCUAUAUCAGUGAACCAACAUAGAUCUCAGGCCCUAAAUUUGCAUACUGCUUGAAUGUUGCAUGUCAGGUUUUACAAAGUCAAAAAAAAAGAAGAAAAAAACACUUCUUAUAGCAUUUGUCAUUUAGGCCUUGUGCACUUUUUGAAUCUGUACAGCUCUCUUAUUCCUCUCUACAUUUUAAAAUCUUUUUCACCAUAUCCUUAUAAAACAGGUAGGCCCAGUUUCACAGACAGGGUUUAGAUUAAACCAGGAUUAGGCCAUAGUUCAGUUAGAACAUUUAAGUAAUUUUUAUUAAAAUGCCUUAGAAAAAACAUUACUUGUGUGCAUCUUGAGACAAAACAAAGGCACUGAUAUUUUUUAAUGUGGGACUAGGCUUAAGCCUUGUCAGUGAAACCAGUGGGUAGUGUGCUUAAUGCACGUUUAUGCAUGAUAACCUCAAAAGAUUAAACUGUCCAAAAAAAGUAACUGUCCAGUACUGAUUCAAAUCUACAAUAAGGUCGCAUUGCACUUAUGUUAACCAACAAAAUAUAAAACAUAUAAACCACAAUGCUUAUUUCCUUUGCUGGUUUUAAGCAGAAAAUUUGACAAACAGGGAACCUGCAUUCAAAGUCCCCAACAGUUUUGACACACAGAUCAGCUCUGUAUAGGGCCCCAUGAUCAAAAUGAGUUUCUCUUAGCAUAGCUUUUCAAAAAAACAUAGGACCAA
Molecule: messenger RNA, 2024 nt
Organism: Cyprinus carpio (common carp)
Lineage: Eukaryota; Metazoa; Chordata; Actinopteri; Cypriniformes; Cyprinidae
Product: calcium homeostasis modulator protein 5-like
Molecular function (GO): monoatomic cation channel activity
Source: RefSeq, a predicted model, not a curated record